CCACUUUCUUCACCCUAUCACACCACCGCAUAUAAAUCUGAAAGGUGGAUCCUCUGGCUUCGGACUCCUCCUCCGGUUCUGACACCUUCUCUUCCCUGUUCGCUUUGGGGGAGGGGAAAUCCGGUUACUCCUCUGAAGAGAUUGGUUUUUCUGCGGACAGGAAAGUUUAAAGAAAUGGAGCAAAAUGAGACAGGGUGCCAAGCAGCUCCUGGAGCUCCCAAACUCUGUGCCAACAACUGCGGAUUCUUUGGAAGUGCUGCAACCAUGAACCUGUGCUCUAAGUGCCACAAGGACUACGUGUUGAAGCAAGAGCAAGCUAAGCUUGCAGCAUCUUCCAUUGGGAAUAUCGUAAAUGGCAGCCCCAGUGACACUGGGAAGCAGCCUAUUGUUACAGUGCCUGUAGAUCCACAAAUAGGUUUUGCGGAGUCAAAUCUUUUAUCGUCACAGGCAUCCUGUAAUUCAUCUUUGAACACAGAAAAGGAUGAGGAGAAGGCAAAAGAAGGUCCAAACAGGUGUAGCACAUGCAGGAAGCGCAUUGGUCUAACAGGGUUCAAUUGUAGGUGUGGGAAUCUCUUCUGUGCAGUUCAUCGCUACACCGACAAACACGAUUGCCCCUACAAUUACCGGACUGCUGCUCAGGAUGCUAUAGCGAAAGCCAACCCUGUUGUCAAGGCUGAGAAGCUGGAUAAAAUCUGAAAGUGUGUUAGACUUUGAGGGUGGUUCAUGUGCUAUACCUAGCUCUUCGUUUCUUACCGUCCACGAGGGUUCUAUGGGGUUGAUCUGUUAUUAUAUUAGAGUCUCCUUAUGUUAAAGAUGGUUGAAAGCUUGUGUAGGGCAUCAACGUAAUGGGUCCUACUGCAUGUUAGUGUGAUGUUUCACUUGGCUUCUAUAUCUUAAUGCUCUCUUGUGUUGGUUUUAAUGGACUGUGUUAUGGCUUAGUUUUAAUUCGAUCCCCUGUUAUUUUC
This is a messenger RNA of Ziziphus jujuba (common jujube), 965 nucleotides long. Its product is annotated as zinc finger A20 and AN1 domain-containing stress-associated protein 8. The transcript is spliced from 3 exons. Lineage: Eukaryota; Viridiplantae; Streptophyta; Magnoliopsida; Rosales; Rhamnaceae. The coding region runs from base 175 to 696 and encodes 173 amino acids. The record is from RefSeq and is a predicted model, not a curated record. Gene Ontology annotation, molecular function: DNA binding; zinc ion binding.